Molecule: messenger RNA, 1516 nt
Organism: Brassica oleracea var. oleracea
Lineage: Eukaryota; Viridiplantae; Streptophyta; Magnoliopsida; Brassicales; Brassicaceae
Product: probable protein kinase At2g41970
Exons: 8
Coding region: 241-1344 (367 amino acids)
Biological process (GO): protein phosphorylation
Molecular function (GO): ATP binding; protein tyrosine kinase activity
Source: RefSeq, a predicted model, not a curated record
UUCAUUUCUUUUUCUCUUUGUCAAACUUCCAAAACAUUCCAAGAUCGUUGAUCUUUUUUCCAGAAACUGGACGUGGAUUUUAUUCAAACUUCUCAGAAACAGAUCCUCUUGUUGGUAAUCUAAAGUAUUCAUCAUCAUCAUUCUUGUGGUGUUGAUUCGAUGGAAGAAUAGAGAUAAAAUAGAGAUUGGCAUAAAGAGAAUCCAAAAACACACAAGAAUAAGACAAAAAGAUCUGAAGAUAUGUUCUGUUGCGGAGGUGCGGAUGAGGAACCCGCCGGUCCGCCAGCAAACCAGUAUUCAUCAGCGCCUCCUAACAAGGCCGGAAAUAACAAUUUUGGCGGCGGUGGGAACAGAGGAGAGCCGAGGAAUACAAACGCACCUAGAUCAGGAGGUCCUGCAAAGGUUUUACCUAUAGAGAUCCCUUCUAUUCCAUUGGAUGAGCUGAACAAAAUAUCAGGUAACUUCGGAAACAAGGCACUGAUCGGUGAAGGCUCUUAUGGACGUGUCUUCCAAGCUAAGUAUAAUGGAGGCGAUGUUGCUAUUAAGAAGCUUGAUGCUAGCUCUUCUGAAGAACCUGACUCCGAUUUCACCUCACAGUUAUCGGUGGUGUCACGGCUUAAAAAUGAACAUUUUGUGGAACUGAUGGGGUACUGCUUGGAAGCAAACUACCGCAUUCUUGUCUACGAGUUCGCAACUAAAGGUUCCUUACACGAUGUGUUACAUGGGAGAAAGGGCGUGCAAGGAGCUGAGCCAGGACCGGUGCUGAACUGGAACCAAAGGGUCAAGAUCGCAUAUGGAGCAGCCAAAGGGCUUGAGUUCCUUCAUGAGAAGGUCCAGCCACCAAUAGUCCACAGGGACGUAAGGUCGAGCAAUGUCUUGUUGUUUGAUGACUUUGUGGCCAAAAUGGCUGAUUUCAACUUGACCAACGCAUCUUCAGAUACUGCCGCGAGGCUUCAUUCUACUCGUGUAUUGGGAACGUUUGGCUAUCACGCUCCCGAGUAUGCUAUGACGGGACAGAUAACGCAGAAGAGUGAUGUGUAUAGUUUUGGUGUUGUGCUAUUGGAGCUCUUAACAGGAAGAAAACCUGUAGAUCAUACCAUGCCUAAAGGCCAACAAAGUCUUGUUACUUGGGCAACUCCGAGACUAAGUGAAGACAAAGUCAAACAAUGCAUAGAUCCUAAGCUUAACAAUGACUUCCCUCCCAAAGCAGUAGCGAAGUUGGCUGCCGUGGCGGCCUUGUGUGUUCAGUAUGAGGCGGAUUUCCGGCCUAACAUGACCAUUGUUGUCAAGGCACUUCAGCCUCUCCUUAACUCCAAACCGGCCGGUCCUGAGUCUUCUUCCUGAAUUACCAGUUAACCAAUUCUCUUGGUUUUGUUUUUGUUGUUGUUCUGGCUCUCUUCCUCUCUUUCCUUCUUGUUGUAAGAUGUUGUCAUUAUAUUUUUCUGUCAACAAGAUGUUGUCAUUGGAAUGUAACUCACUGGUUUAAAGCCCUCCUUUUUUGGUCUAGCCUGGCUAC